GUAAUUGGCUUCUGGCUGCGGCCCAGUGUCAAACACUGCGCGCCGAUGUAAGCAUUUGCAAGCGAAGUAGUCUUCGCGACUCACAGAAACGCCCACAUGAAGCAACCUCGUGUUCAUAGCGCUUAUAUAUGUACGGGACGACUACUGCCCAAGCCAGUUCAGUAAUGUCAGCAGCCCCGCGCAACGAGCGGUACUCUCGCUCGCAGUGGCUGACACAGGCUGAUGCUUUGCGCAUUCCCUCGCAGCCAAACAAACAAGCAGUGCAACAGAUCUUGAUGCUUGCACUUUUGCAUCACAUGCACUUUACUUGUUGGGCGAGAGGUUGGGGAGCGGGGGAACGGGUGCACAUUGGGCCCCCGCGCACUCCCCGCCACCUCGCCUGGGCCCGUAGCGUAAGCGUUGCGCUCUACGCAUUGGCCCACCCCCGUGCCCGCUCACAAAAUGCCCUUGACCUCGGAGGGGAUCGAACCCCCAACCUUCGGAUGGUGCCCUUCCGGUAUAGUGUCCGGAGGAUUGGAAUCCGACGCGCCACCAUUACGCCACGAAGCCCUAGUGCGGGAGCAGAAACCUCUGCGAGGCGAUGCCACCAGAACGCCGCCACGUGCUCCCACCCACACUGUGCCGGUGCUGACGACCAGCAGCAUUGACAGUCAGCCACGGCGCGUUCCCUACCGGUACUCCCGUCUGCCCGCUGGUGGCGGAAAUGGGUACCACACGGCUUAGUGACCUUACGGCCGUGAGCCCUCGGCAUGAGGUCAGCUGCAACUCGUCGGCUCCGAGUCUAAGGCAGCAGCGGUGAUAAGGCUCUACAACGUCAUGUUCGCUUGUGCGUGUUGCGUUUUUUCAAGCACGUCAAAGGCUGGGUCGAAACUUCUUGGCCGCUGGAUUCACGGAAAAGCACUCAGCGCUGGCGCUCCGGGGGGGGGGGUUGGAGUGGUUCCCAGAGCGUCCACCACAGGCGGAGGCAGGCGGUCACUCCCGGGGACCGCGGGUACCCGGAUUCAGCGCACCUGUCAAUGCUGCUGGUCGUCAGCACCGGCACAGUAUGGCUGGGGGCGUGUGGCGGCCGUAAUGUGGCAUCGCCUCGCAGAGAUUUCUGCUGCUGCACUAGGGCUUCGUGGCGUAAUGGUGGCGCGUCGGAUUCCAAUCCUCCGGACUUCAGCCGGAAGGGCACCAUCCGAAGGUUGGGGGUUCGAUCCCCUCCGAGGUCAAGGGCAUUUUGUGAGCCGGCACGGGGGUGGGCCAAUGCGUAGAGCGCAACGCUUACGCGGCCCAGGCGAGGUGGCGGGGAGCGCGCGGGGGCCCAAUGUGCACCCGUUCCCCGCUCCCCAACCUCUCGCCCAACAAGUAAAGCGCACGUGAUGCAAAAAGAUGUAAGCGUGGUAAGGAUUCGACCACCCGGGGAGAAGGAUGAUGGGUGUGCGAUGGAUGAUGAAGGAUGGUGGGGCAUGAGCAGUCGGCUGGUUUGGCGACAUGCCGCGCACAGGGUUGGGGCUUGGACCUUGGGACCAGCGGCGCUGGUUGGUUGGGUCGCAUGUGAAUGAGGUGCUGCGCAGCAUGGUGCAGAGGCGGGCAAUUGGGCGUGUUGAACUGAUGGUGCGUGUAUGGCUGCGGUGGAUGUGCGGGCCCCAAAUUUUAAAGGCAGAGACACGACAUGCUUUGAGUCGGUCACGGCUUGCCCAGGUGUGCUCUGGUCUGGCUACUUGAGGGUGAGCAGCAGGCGCAGUGGGAGCUGGGAAGGGCACUGGUGCUGUGGUGCCCAGCCGUUCUGCCAACCUCCGUACUCCAUGUGGUGUCGCGGGCCGUGUCGGAGGCUGGGCGGCUGGGGCCCGGGAACCUGAGCCGGGGAGGCCCCCAGGUAGCUGAACAAUGCGGUGUCACAGGAAUGCAAAAGGGGCACGACCGUGCGCCUGCGUUACAGGCCGUCUGCUCAGCUCCAGCAGGGGGGGGGGUAGAAAGCUCAGAUUCUUACCCCAUGCUCAAAAUUACAGAGCUUUAGGAGAGCAUUAUGCACGUACUUUUAGUUUUUUAAGGGGAUCUCUGGUGAGGAAGGUCUGGGCCGCCAAAGUUGGGGGGUCGGUCCUCGUCCCUGGGGGUCCGUCGGGUUUCGGGAGCCCAUCCCGGCGGAUUUCGGGAAGCGCCCCACAAGCAGAACUAGUGGCCAAACGCAGCAGUACGAGGCUCAUAUGUGCACGUUAUGACGUCAUAAGCACAAACAAAGCGUGGGAGGGCUAAGUUGCGCGUCCGGGCGUGGACAUGUCGGGACAUGUCUCCACAUUCGACACAUGCGCACUGUCACAGCUGGGCUCUGAAGCGCUGGUGCGCACGAGUUCACGUCUAACAAGGCUGCCGAUGCACAUUGUCCAUUCGUCACGCGGCAGAGAGUUGAGCGCGGGGUGGUCUGGGUCGAGGGGAUUUCCAUGGAUAGGAUCCCGCCGGUGACCGAAGUCUCAGAACAGGACCGCUGAUGACACGGAGUGAUAGUGCUCGUCAAGAGGAGUCGAUUGACACCACUUUGGUAUUAAA
This is a messenger RNA of Chlamydomonas reinhardtii, 2526 nucleotides long. RefSeq lists its product as uncharacterized. NCBI's taxonomy places the organism in Eukaryota, Viridiplantae, Chlorophyta, Chlorophyceae, Chlamydomonadales, Chlamydomonadaceae. The record is from RefSeq and is a predicted model, not a curated record. The transcript has 2 exons. The coding region runs from base 442 to 723 and encodes 93 amino acids.